Molecule: messenger RNA, 543 nt
Organism: Dryobates pubescens (Downy woodpecker)
Lineage: Eukaryota; Metazoa; Chordata; Aves; Piciformes; Picidae
Gene: GKN2
Product: gastrokine 2
Exons: 6
Coding region: 1-543 (180 amino acids)
Biological process (GO): regulation of cell population proliferation
Source: RefSeq, a predicted model, not a curated record
AUGCACGGAUUUGCUGCAGUUCUCGUUUUGCUGGGAGUCUUCUGGACUCAGACUUCUGCACUGCAAAGCUUUGUCCUGCAUGAGCCUGGCAGCUCCUUUGUGGCAGGGACGAUGACCAUCCACAGCGAGAAUCAGAUCGUUGAAGUCCACGUCCGCUCUGGCAUCUACUCCUCUGACACCAUUUUUGACUACUCAAAAGGCUACAUUGCCACCAGGCUGUUCUCACGCAAGGCCUGCUUCAUCCUGAAGAUCAAUGAGAAGUACAUCCCCGAGCUGCAGGAGAUCGGGCGCCUGGCCUUCGAGAGGAAGACAAUGAAGUCCAUCUACUCUCCAAACAACGUGUGGGUAGAGUUCCAGUCUGGUCAUUCCCUCUUUGGGAACCUGAAGAACUGGUUCCGCUACGGGGAGCACAUCAAGCAGCUCUGCUCGGGGCUGCCCCUCUACGAGCUGGCAAAGACUCAGCCACCACUGAACAUUCAUGGCUGUGCCAGUGCAGGGAUUCCAAGCAUUCUGGGCAUUAAAAUCUGUGAGAAAAUCCAAUAG